AUGCCCUAUGAGAAUACCUACAAUGCCUCUGCCGACCUUAAACAGGGGAGCUCAAUUGCUCGCUCAGACCUCCGCGAUGACGUAAACCUUGCAACCCCAAAAGAUCCAGCAGUACCCCAAGAACCACAAACAACUCAGGAAUCACAAGCGGCCAAAGAAUCUUAUGCCGACUACAUCAAGAAUCUGCCACCGCCAUUCUGGGAGACCAAGACACCUCAGACGAAAGCGGCGAACAACGAGGUGAUCGCGGCUAGAAUCAACGCUGUAUGUGCGCCAGUGACAGCCGAGCAGCGUGAACAAGAUGAGCGUCUAAAAGCUAUGUCCUGGCGCGAGCGGUGGCGUGAUCGCAAGGCGAGACGAGAGGCUAAAGAGAAGAAUAAAGAUCCCGAUUCAAGACCUGUGGAACGGGGGAGCCGAGCACAGCUAAAUGUCUUUGGUGUUAAUAUUAAGGAGAAGAAGGGGAAGCAGUAG
This is a messenger RNA of Alternaria atra, 471 nucleotides long. RefSeq lists its product as uncharacterized. The coding region runs from base 1 to 471 and encodes 156 amino acids. The transcript has a single exon. Lineage: Eukaryota; Fungi; Ascomycota; Dothideomycetes; Pleosporales; Pleosporaceae. The record is from RefSeq and is a predicted model, not a curated record.